Molecule: messenger RNA, 536 nt
Organism: Brassica oleracea var. oleracea
Lineage: Eukaryota; Viridiplantae; Streptophyta; Magnoliopsida; Brassicales; Brassicaceae
Product: stress-associated endoplasmic reticulum protein 2
Exons: 3
Coding region: 136-342 (68 amino acids)
Biological process (GO): endoplasmic reticulum unfolded protein response
Cellular component (GO): endoplasmic reticulum
Source: RefSeq, a predicted model, not a curated record
AAAUUGAAUACGAUCAAGACAUAUAACAGUAAUAAAUAUAUUAGUAGUUGGGAAAACAAAAACAAAACAAAAAAGUGUUUUUUUUUCUCUCUUCAGCUCGAUCGAGAUCACAGCGUUUUCUUCUCCGGCGCAAUCAUGACAACUUCAAAGAGACUGGCGGACAGGAAGAUAGAGAAGUUUGACAAGAACAUUACUAAAAGAGGUUUUGUUCCUGAGACCACCACCAAGAAGGGCAAGGACUACCCUGUCGGACCCAUCCUCCUCGGUUUCUUUGUCUUCGUUGUCAUUGGCUCUUCUCUCUUCCAGAUCAUCAGGACUGCGACCAGCGGAGGCAUGGCAUAAACCGAAUCACCAUUCAAGCUAAGAGGAAGCAGUUUUCAUUAUGAAUUUCUCUUCUUCUGUCUUGUCUCUUUUUCCCUUUGUACUGUACAAUGUGUCAACUUUCUGUUUUUCUGUUUUACCACAGUACUAAUGUUAUGCAGAACAGAAUGUUUUCUUUAAGUUAUUAUAUAUCCAACGUUAAAUGUUUUCUUAAA